Colletotrichum acutatum is the source of this 1753-nucleotide messenger RNA. RefSeq lists its product as uncharacterized. The record is from RefSeq and is a predicted model, not a curated record. The coding region runs from base 183 to 1718 and encodes 511 amino acids. The transcript is spliced from 4 exons. NCBI's taxonomy places the organism in Eukaryota, Fungi, Ascomycota, Sordariomycetes, Glomerellales, Glomerellaceae.
GCUUUCAGAUACGUAAACGCCCCAGGAUAACAGGAAACCAGAACCCAGGAACCAGGACUCAGGAAACGAAGCACGGCCAGACCAGACCAGACCAGACAAUUUGGGGUCCUUUUCGUCCCCGGCUCUGCCGCCUUUCUACUUCAAGCACCCUCCAGGAGCACAACAUCUUCCCCCCGCGUAACAUGAGCCUGACAAUCUCCAAUCGAUUCGUCGGGCAUCAGAAUUCUCUCGGGGGAGGUGAUUUCCAUCCGUUUCCCCCGCCACAUCAUGGGUCUCUCAUGUACAGCAAACAAUGGCCACCAACACGCCCGGCUGUCAUCCAGGCCCAACCACAGGAACGAGAGCCGCCUGGUGCUGCUGCUUCCUUGAUAUCAUCGCACAACGGCGGUAGCGGUAAUAGCGGUAGCAGCCGCCAAGGCACGGGACCUCCCCGCUUUGGUAAACUACCGGAUGCCACUGGUGGUCCGGCCUCUGCGGCCAUCACGCGAGGAGGUGCAGCAAGCGCCGGUGCCGGCGGCGGGGAUAUUCACAACAGCCAAGGCGGUGCCAACGACGGCACAUAUCCCGCGCCAGCGGCUCAACAGCAAUCUGCCCCGGCUCCGGCUGCCGGGAUCAUCAACCCGUUCGACCUAUCCGCCGCCGAGCCCUCGCAGCCGCGUCACGUCCUCGUUCGCGUAGACGGUGACACAGGAUUCUACCUCGGCAACGCGGUCGGCCGUCCGGCGCCGCAGGAGUUUUCUCUACCGACGGAGGUGGACGGAUCGCAGUCCGUGGCCAAUGGAGACCAGAUCCAGACCGGAUGGAGUAUCGACUAUUACGGCCUCUCACGCACCCGCCACGAGUACGGCAACGGCAUCGGGUGGCGGUGUCAGGAAUCGGAGGCCGUGGCGGACGCGCAGGGGAACUUUGGGUGGCCGAGGAAGUACGUGUGUUCCAUGUGUUGUCUGCGAUGGAACGCCAUGCCUCUGCCCGCCAAGGUGAUUCGGGGAGAUGUCAGUCAAAAGGACCGGAUCGAACUAAGGAUACCAAAUCCGGCAGAUGCCCGGAGAGACCCCGGAUUCUCUCGGCCGGGAUGUUCAGAGUUACACUACUACCUCGAUCAUGAAGGACCCGGAAACGAGCCGUGCGUCCGGGGCCUUUGUCAAAAGUGCCGGCCGGUGUCUUUCCUGCCGGACUCGCAGCCGACGACCCACUGUUGCCCGCCACCGGUGGCCGAGCCGGGCUACCUCAAGGAGAUUUACCGGUGCAUCAUGGACAACUGCCCGUUUCUUACGGACACCCGGCGAGAGAUGAAGGCCCAUCUCCAUUCACCAAGGAAGAAUGGACACAAAUCCUACCUGACAUCGCUAGCAGGCCGCAUCGAGCACGGCCAACCCCUUAGCGCAAUCGACAAGGAAAUCGCCUCCCGCCUGAUGCUCAUGUUCAACGACCGGGACGCCCGCGGGCAAAAGUCCAUCUCGCAGCCCAUCAACACCGUCCUCGGCCCGGAGGACGUCAGCAGCCCGGCCAUCCUGCGCGAGCACACGCAGUGGAUGUCAUAUCUAGGCCUUCACACGCCCGAGCUGCACCGACGAGAUUUCUGGGACCCGCGGACGGGCGGGUGGUAUUACCGCGAGUACAACAUGGACGACGACUUUGAGGACGCGUGCGAGAAUGUGAGGAUCAUUUCACAUGCUACGGGGAGGCCGGUGAAGCCGUCAGAUUUCCUGUGGCGUUGAGAUGAGAUUUUGUUUCAUGAGCUUCUGGGAGAAAU